AUGGCGUCAUCCCGCCAUACUGGUGGGGGGCUGUCGUCCAACCCUUCCAUGUCUUCUUCUACCAGCGUUCGGACGCGGUUCAAACGAGAUCCUCAACCUACGACAAUCCAAAAAUGCUUUUGCAUUUUAUGCAUCAUUAUCUUGGUAGUAAUCUGUACAUGGUCCGCUGGACCAAACUUCUUGGGUUAUACCAGAGCAUCGGAUGGUACCAUCAUGGCCAAAAUGGAAGACGUGGUGACAGUCCCACUUGGCCCGAAAGCAAUAACGAUUCAUGGGAUGGAACAUUACUAUUUAUUACCACACAAAAGACCAGAGGGAGUCUUGAUUUUCUUUCAUUCUUGCCAUCGAUCUGGGUCCUCCUUUUUUCAAUACCCGGAAGAUCGCAUCAUUGCCUAUGACGCUUUGCAACGAGGAGUUGCCGUCUUUGCACCCACUUCCAAAGAUAGAGAAUCAGGUUGCUGGACCCAAAAGGAUUUGCCCACUAUUCAAGAAAUUGUGGAAGAAUGGGUUUACAGUCACGACUUGAACGAAUUGCCACGCAUGGGAAUGGGGGAUUCCUCGGGAGCCUCCUAUCUCUUUUUUGUCUUUUCCACUUUGAAGUUGAAAAGCAUGGCCUUGUACAAUACAAAUCAAAUAUUUCUUCAAGAAAACAUGAAGAAAAAGAGUGGCAAGGCCAUUCCUACAGUCUUUGUCAGUAUGAAGGAGGAUGAAAUCUUGACGAAACGCAUGACCAAGAAUUACGAACAAAUGUCUUCCACGGGAAUCCCAGCCAAGCAAUUCCAAAUUUCUCCGCAUCCUUUCAGUAGUUCCCUCUGCUAUUCUCGGUUUCCCGAAUUUGAAAAUGAUGAUUGUGAGAAAUUGCAUACGGCCAUGAAAACCGAAUUGCCAGGUUUCGACCGACGAUCCGUUGUCAAACAAACCUUGACGAAUGACGAAUGGGAAACCUUUUUUGACAAAAUAAAAGACUUAAUCGAUUAUUCCUCGGCGUCUAGCUAUUACGUGAGGGAUGAUGCUCACCCUCGGGGCCAACCGCGGGCGUGGAUCAAUGAAGGAAUCCAACAAGAAAUCAAAGCCUCGCAAGGAUUUCAUUCCCUGACAUCGGAGAAUCAUUCGUAUAUUUUGGACUUUUUGAUCAAGGAAGCUCGGUCGAAACAAAGCUUUUUGAGAAAAAGCAAAGAUGAUGGAGAAUAA
This is a messenger RNA of Cylindrotheca closterium, 1191 nucleotides long. Lineage: Eukaryota; Bacillariophyta; Bacillariophyceae; Bacillariales; Bacillariaceae. The record is from the annotation of a GenBank genome assembly.